Molecule: messenger RNA, 1738 nt
Organism: Paramormyrops kingsleyae
Lineage: Eukaryota; Metazoa; Chordata; Actinopteri; Osteoglossiformes; Mormyridae
Product: myocardial zonula adherens protein-like
Biological process (GO): intracellular signal transduction
Cellular component (GO): intracellular anatomical structure
Source: RefSeq, a predicted model, not a curated record
GACUCCGCCCCUGCUGCCACAGAUAUUCUGGUUUGAGAUGCUGGUUCUACACUAAGGCUGUGAUUCAGGAAAGCGGCAGGCAGAUAAGGCGACUCUACUGCAUUUUACCAUCAGGUGGUGGUAGCGCAUAACUAAUGGUGCCUGGGACAGGGUGAGGGCAGCUCUCCUCUCAGGACCUGUGAGCAAGCAGGACAGCGACGCGUCCCGGGGACGACAUGCUACGCUACAACUCCCAAGUGAGCACUGUCACCUCCACCGCGGCAGAAGCCCCGGAGCAACCAAAUGAGAGGACCAUCCGCCGGCUGCGGCUCACCCUCCAUCCCAGCGAAGCCCACGGACCGGAGGAGGAACGCCGAGCUGCCGGCGAUCCUGGGGCGACAGAGAGCAGCCUCUACAAGAGGAGGAGGAGUGGCUAUGCACGGCGAGAGAGGCCCGUAGGCGCGGAGCUCCCUCUGAAGAGUCAGCCCAGUGUAGCCAAUGGUGCAGAGCAUCUCUCUCCCCCGCCGGACAGGCCCAAGAUCUACGCGGUGGUACAGAGGACUGGAGCUGAUAGCAGGCAGGAAGUGAAGGCCUGCGAAUGGCCAGUCGAUCAAUUGAGAAGCGAGGCGAGCUACAUCCGGGAGGUGCGGGAGUCCCUGGAGAAGGUGAGGGAGAGGAUGUCUGGGCAGUUUAGCGGAACGCAGCAGACGAUGCAGAAACUAUCGCAGGAAAUGCGGUCACAGAUUUCCAGUGGCAAGAGGAGGAACCAAGAGGCAGAUAAUCCUCUGCCGGAUAGAUGCGUCGGCUGCACAGAGACGCGCAGCGAGAUGGGGGUCCUGCGCAGCUCCUGGGAGCAGGCGGAGGAGAGGCUGCAGGAGAUGGACAGGAAGCUGAGUGCAGCCCAGACUGAGAACCACACACUCAGGCUGCAGGUGGAAUCCACACAGGACGCGAACUCCCAAGCUCUCCGCGACUUGACCCAGAGACUGCAGAGCCAGUAUGAGGUUCAGCUCCAGGAGCAGGAAGCAAAGUACAGGGAGGAGAUCACGACUCUCAAGAUGCACUUGGAUGAGUGCCUUAGACGGGCCGAGGAAGCGGAGAGGAAGGCCAGGUUGGCAGAGGCUGAGAUAGCGGAGAAGGACAGGAGGGUCCAUGAAGUGGAGCGGCUCUUGGGCUGCAUGGGCCAGGAGAGGACGCAGCUGGAGGGGAAGCUGCGGGAAUGUGAGGAACGGCUUCAACGGCUGCAGCAGGUGCAGCAUGCGGACACAGCGACCGCCAGGAGGUCCCGACAGCUGGAAGAGGAGGCAGCUGGGCUGAAGGAGAGGAUCAAGCACUUGAAUGACAUGGUGUUCAGUCAGCAGAAGAAGGUGAAGAGCCUGAUUCAGCAGAUUGAGGCUCUGAAAGCCAAGGUGGAACAGAAGGAGCAAUAUAUUACAGAGCUGCUGGACCGAAUUGCCAUUGUGGAGUGUGAGAAUAACGAGUUAGAAGACAAACUGAAAUAUUACACCUCGCUGGAAUCUGAGAGACAAAAUCAAGCCACAGUUUCACAUGCAGACCAAUCUAAUCCUCUCUCCCCACAUCCAAGGUCUGCUCCAUCGAAAAUAUACACGCCUUACAUGAGGCUGAUGGAAAUCACAGCUGCGAUUAAGAUCAAUAAAGAAUAUGAAUAACAUUAAGACUAAAAUGUACAAUUUCUUACUGUGAAGAUCACCGGAAUGUGCCGACACUGCUCUUAAAAAGAUUUUUUUUUAUUUGUGCA